Molecule: messenger RNA, 953 nt
Organism: Suncus etruscus (white-toothed pygmy shrew)
Lineage: Eukaryota; Metazoa; Chordata; Mammalia; Eulipotyphla; Soricidae
Gene: FAM151B
Product: family with sequence similarity 151 member B
Exons: 6
Coding region: 120-950 (276 amino acids)
Source: RefSeq, a predicted model, not a curated record
CACACAAGGCCACCUGAGAUCUCCUCCAGUCCUUUGAAUCGGGUUCCCACGCCUCCUGCGCGAGGACCGCGGCAGUGCCCGCUGCUUAGCGCCUGCGCAGACCGAGGGCGUCCAACACUAUGACAGAUAACGCCGGGGGCCCCGGUUCUUGGAGUGAAAAUAUAUUGGAAUAUUUUCUGAGAAAUAAUCAGAUCACAACAGAGGAUGGAGCCCAGAUCACUUGGUCUCAUGCAGCUAACCACAAGGCUCAACUGAAUGAAGCACUGAAAAGUACUACUCACAUGAUUGAAGCUGAUGUCAUUCUUCCAAGUGAUGGAUCAGAACAUGACCAACCUAUCAUGGCCCAUCCUCCUGAAACCAACAGUGAUAAUACUUUACAAGAUUGGCUGGCUGAAGUUAUAAAAUGCAACAAAGGCAUCAAGCUGGAUUUCAAGAGCCUAGCAGCCGUAAAACCAUCCAUGAUGCUCCUAGAAAGUGUGAAGCAGCACCUAACACGACCUGUGUGGCUUAAUGCUGAUAUCCUUCCUGGUCCGAACGGCAGUAGCAGAGCAGUGGAGGCAAAACCUUUUAUAGACACGGUGACAUCCUUCUUCUCAGAUGUAACAUUUUCCCUGGGUUGGACAACAGGAUGGCAUCCUGAGAAAGUCAAUGAAGGUUACAGUUGGACAAUGGUAAAGGAGAUGGACUAUAUCUGUAAGGAACUAAAUCAGCCUGUAACAUUUCCUGUGAGAGCAGCAUUACUCAGUCAGUCUUAUUCUCAGUUACUUUGGCUGCUAAGGAAAUCAAACAGGUACAGCUUGACUAUUUGGACUGGAAAAGAUGAUAAAUAUUCUAUUGAAGAUUUGCUCUAUAUUAGAGACCAUUUUGACCAAAAACAAGUUUUCUAUGACCUCUUGGAACCACAAAACCAUGAAUUUAAAAAAGCCAUUGGAAUCAAAGUUCAUUUCUAAAAA